GCCCAGAAGGGUGGCCUGGAGAGCUCUCCCCUUGUUGCUGUGCUAGGAAACCUUUCCUUUGGAGCCAGGCUACAGGGUUUGGCUCCAGCAGAGCUGCUCGUGGGUGGUGAUGAACGAGAACAACGGGAAUCAACAGAAUCCUUUUCCUCCAUUUCAGGUUUUUCCACCAGUGAGCCCUCUGCAGCGAGAUGCCUGGUGGAUCAAGCUCAGGGCAAUCUUGGCCCAGAGUCUGGCCAGGCAGACGUGGACCUUGACAUUACUGUGAGCCUUCUGCUGGAGAGACUCCAACAGGAGGAGGAGACAAGAGUAACCAUCUACUCCAGCCUGCAGGAAGUCUUGCAGGGGGACAUAAAGAGCCUAGAUAGGAACCUUGUCAGGAGGAUCAUCCACUUGGCCUCCAAAGACAUGAGGGAGACCCAGCAAGAAAAUGAUGAAGUGCAUUUGGUGCAGGAAAAACCCUCGUGGCACUUGCCGGCACCUUUUACAAUUGGGUGAUGUAUGAGCUGCAGUGUCACAUGGGCAUCAUGGAGCUCCCUCCAAUUUACUUCUUGAUUACACUGGGCGACGUGGCCUCAGCCUAUGCACUGAGGUCUGAGCCCUUCCUUGUGCUGACGCUCAGCAAAUUGCGUUUUGUGCUGAGGCUGGUGGAGACCGACCAGAUGAAGCGGGCGCUGUGUGGAGUUGUGGAAGGCUUUGCCCAGGCUGCCAACCUGAAAUUCCACAUCAGGGACGAGAGCCCGUUCCCUAGCUGCCGGGCAGCCGACUACGGUUUUCAUGUGCUCCCUUUCUUUAAUCUCAUGAGCAGCAGCUGGCUGACAAGCGAGGACCUGGAGCUGCAGCAGGCUGCGGUCAAGGCGCUGGGACCCGCAAUGGGCCUCCUUCUCCACCAUGAGAGGCAUCGCAGUACUGUUUUUGAGAGGCUCCCCUGUCUCCUGCAGCAAUACGAGGGAGGGGUCGACAAUCUUCAUGUCACCAUGGUGAGAUGCCACCUGGGAAACCAGCAUUGGCCCUUGUCUGUAUGCGUGGGUGUGCGCACUGGCACACGUGCGUGCAUGUACGACUUGCCCUAGGAACUCCGUAGCUCUUGGGGCUUUCCUGGUGCAAUUCAAGACCC
Molecule: messenger RNA, 1114 nt
Organism: Alligator sinensis (Chinese alligator)
Lineage: Eukaryota; Metazoa; Chordata; Crocodylia; Alligatoridae
Product: maestro heat-like repeat-containing protein family member 2A
Exons: 6
Coding region: 495-1070 (191 amino acids)
Cellular component (GO): cytoplasm
Source: RefSeq, a predicted model, not a curated record